AUGGCCACCAUUCAAGAAGUCCUCGACCAGGUCGCAGCGCUGCCUGUGGCGCCCAAGCCCUACAUCAACCCCUACGCCGGUCACCGCGCACUCUCCGAGCACGAGCAGGAGCUUCUCGGCGAAUACGCUCGACUCGCAGACACUGUCCGACGUGUCGCAGCGUUGUCAACCCUCCUCUCGUCCUCCUCCGCGCACGCCUCGUUGCUCACCCAGCUGCGCGUUCUCGAGCGCAAAAUGGGCCUAGUCCUCACCCUCUACAAGGCGUCAGUCUGGGCGACCGUUCAAGAGCAAGCCGAAAUGGCAGAGGCAGAAGCCAUGGCUGCCGCGGGCGCAGAGAUGAAUGGCUACAGCCUGGACGUCAACGGUGCCGCCGCUAUGUAUGGGAGCGACGGCGCGGGCGGCGCAUACUACUAUGGCAGCGGCGCGCCGAGCGAGUCCGGCGAGGGAGACGAUACGGUGGUGAUGCGUCAGGCGGAGUACUAUUGA
Molecule: messenger RNA, 486 nt
Organism: Kalmanozyma brasiliensis GHG001
Lineage: Eukaryota; Fungi; Basidiomycota; Ustilaginomycetes; Ustilaginales
Product: DASH complex subunit Dad3
Exons: 2
Coding region: 1-486 (161 amino acids)
Biological process (GO): attachment of spindle microtubules to kinetochore
Cellular component (GO): DASH complex; mitotic spindle
Source: RefSeq, a predicted model, not a curated record